CGCAAAAAAAAAACAACAAAAAAACAAAAAAUAAAAUAAAAACGCCACAGACUAAAACAAUACGCACGACAGACAUCUAAAGCUAUUACUGGCUCGACAGAAGAGCAGCUUGAGACGUUUGAACCGCUUCUUUUUUUUUUUUCCGUCCGCAGGUUUUUUUGUUCUGACCACUCCAGAUAUCAGACCGGACUUCUCCCGUUGACUCCGCACUCUCACAAGGCAAAAUGGGGAAACAGAACAGCAAGCUGACCCCUGAAGUGAUGGAGGACCUGGUGAAGAACACAGAGUUUAACGAACAUGAGCUGAAGCAGUGGUACAAGGGUUUCCUGAAGGACUGUCCCACCGGGCGACUCAACCUGGAGGAGUUCCAGCAGCUCUAUGUCAAGUUCUUCCCAUAUGGCGAUGCAUCCAAGUUCGCCCAACACGCCUUCAGGACCUUUGACAAGAAUGGCGAUGGCACCAUCGACUUCAGAGAGUUCAUCUGCGCGUUGUCCAUAACAUCACGGGGCAGCUUCGAGCAGAAACUCAAUUGGGCCUUCAACAUGUACGACCUGGAUGGGGAUGGCAAGAUCACACGGGUGGAGAUGCUGGAGAUCAUUGAGGCGAUCUACAAGAUGGUAGGCACUGUUAUCAUGAUGAAAAUGAACGAGGAUGGCCUGACGCCCGAGCAGAGGGUGGACAAGAUCUUCUCCAAGAUGGAUAAGAACAACGACGACCAGAUCUCACUGGAAGAGUUCAAAGAGGCUGCCAAGAGUGACCCAUCCAUCGUAUUACUGCUGCAGUGUGACCUCCAGAAAUAGGCCGGAGGGCGAGCGGAGCGCUCUACCAGCCGCCACGGACUGCACAGAAAGAAUUUCAUGUUCCAUUCAGUUUGCAGCUAUUUCCACAGAAAAAAAAUAUGCUUGGACUACCUUUCAAUGGAUCUGCUUCUUGUGUUUGAAACACUCGUGUGCAUGAGAAUGUUAUUUGCUAUAAAAAGAUCUACACACAGCAUACAAAAGUGUGCGGGUGCAAGAGUGCGGGUGCACACUCACACCGCAAAUAAAUACACUCACAGUAAACACACACACACACACACACACACACACACACAUGUCUCACUACAUAUGAACACGUCGCACAAAUAAUAUAUAUAGAUAUAUAAAUAUGAAUAUAUAUUUAAAUUAUUCAAAGAUCAACUGCCAAAAUGUGAAGUGUGCAAAGUAUUUUCCAUACACUUUCAUUCUACUGGAGCUUGCGCAUCAGUGAUGUGCUACGUUGAAUUUGCCGCUACUCUAUUUAUCGUUCCGAGUUUACUGAUGCUAGCUGUAUGUGUUUCAUAAUACUGAGUAAUGUCAACUGAACCAAAUUCCUAUGAUAAUGUAUCUGCCUCCACUAAGACACUCUAUCCAUCGUCUGAAAUAUUAGCCCUCGAAGAGAUGGAUUAGCGUUUGUCCAACUUUUCCUUCCAAAACAUGCUUGUACUGUCAGUAAAGAAAAAUGUAAACGUAGUUAAUUUGCAUGCCUUUAGGUUCUGCCUUAAAGAUCUCCUCAUUUUGCAUCCUGUAAUCGCAGACAGAAAGCCUUAUCAAAGCGGUGUGGUGAACUUGGGCAAAACCGUGAGAAAAGAUUUUUACCGAUUAGGGAGGAAAAAAAAAAAACUGCAGUAGGUCCUUUUACAAGUAUCCUUGUAUGGGAUGUAAAUUUUCGUGAUCUGUCAAGACGUUUUUCUUUUGACUGCUUUAACUGUGGGAGCAUGUUUCCUUGUAGAUUAGCUGUAGUAUAUGUUGCUAAUAACUGAAUCCCUGCCCCUUUGCAUUUAAACACACCAUCUCAUUACAAAUGAGCAGAUGUUGAAUGCGGACGAAUCCACCCAGAGAUAAAAAGAGACAAACCGGUUCAUUGUUGAAACAAAUGGACUGGAAGCAAGUGAGAUCAAACUUUUCCCUGAAGAUUCCCUGGAGAAUGAAUGACACUCCCCUUAGCUGGAACUAAAUUAGAUUAGACAGAAGAACUAAGCAUUCAUCUAUAAUUGCAAUGCAUUCUUAUCAAGCUUAGUUAUAACCCAUGUGUCACCAUCACAUUCAUGUUUUCUUUUCCCCCCAAUUAGCCUGCAGGUUGCAUAUCAGUGUGAUUAAUUAAGAGGAAUUUUUAGACUCUUAGCGCUGAGGGAGAGAAGAAAUAAUGCAUUUUAACUUUCAUGUUUGUGUUUUUUUUCAGUGGAAGUAAAGGAAUGCUAAGCAGUGAGAGGAGCAGUGAAUGGUGUUUCAAUAUACACUGUAACUAGCGGAGGACAGGACGCCUCUUACUGUAAAGGCGUGUUUUUACCAGGUUGGACAAUUCGCCCUCUCUAACCCUUGAAAUAUUUCUCUCCCCAGUCAGUCAAUCUUUUUGUACUUUUUUACUCCCCUCUCUCACACAGUGUACGCGUACUGAUGAACACUAAAUGUAGAGAAGUUCAGUGUGGUACCUCCAAAAAAAAAAAAAAAAAGAAAAAAAAUUUAAAAAGAUCUGAAAAUAACCCGUAAGCCCACAUGUAUCGUUAAAUAGGGUUAGGGUUA
This is a messenger RNA of Scatophagus argus, 2540 nucleotides long. It is a transcript of the gene vsnl1a, whose product is annotated as visinin-like 1a. Gene Ontology annotation, molecular function: calcium ion binding. The record is from RefSeq and is a predicted model, not a curated record. Bases 225 to 800 code for a protein of 191 amino acids. Lineage: Eukaryota; Metazoa; Chordata; Actinopteri; Scatophagidae. The transcript has 4 exons.